GCCGCUCUGCCCGCGCCCCGCGGCUCCGGCGCCGCCUCCUCCUUGCUCGGCCUGAAGCGCGCUCGCACUCGUGGAUCCCGGUGGGGAAGGGGCCAUGGGCCGCCUCCCCGAGGCGCGGCGGCUGUGAGGCGGCCGGCGCUCGCUCGGGGAGCCGGGGGGAGAGAGGCUGCCGGCGGCCGGCCAGGCUGCGCCGGGGAAGGGAGUGCCGCUCGCAGCCGGCGGCGUUCGCGCAGGCAGCACCUCGGUGCCGGUGACUUGGGGGUGCCGCUCCCCGCCCGCGCCCGGCCGCGGCGGUGGAUGGAUGCGCCAUGGCCACGCUGGUGUGCCGGGUGCAGCUGCUGGAUGACACCGACCCCUUCAACAGCACCAACUUCCCCGAGCCCACCCGGCCGCCGCUGUACACCUUCCGGGAGGACAUCCCGCUCGCCACCCAGCUGGCCGGGGUGCACCGCCUCCUCCGCGCCCCGCAGAAGCUUGAUGACUGCACCCUGCAAUUGUCUCAUAAUGGUACCUAUCUGGAUCUAGAGUCCACCCUAGCAGAGCAAAGAGAUGAACUAGAAGGCUUCCAGGAGGAUGCUGGGAGGGGCAAGAAGCACAGCAUAAUUCUGAGGACCCAGCUCUCUGUGAGAGUCCAUGCCUGCAUUGAAAAACUUUACAAUUCCAAUGGACGGGAACUGAGACGGGCACUUUUUUCCUUGAAACAAAUAUUUCAGGAUGACAAGGACUUGGUUCAUGAGUUUGUUGUUGCUGAAGGUCUGACUUGCUUAAUCAAAGUGGGAGCAGAAGCCGACCAGAAUUAUCAGAACUACAUCCUGAGAGCUUUGGGUCAGAUAAUGCUUUAUGUCGAUGGCAUGAAUGGAGUGAUAAAUCAUAAUGAAACCAUCCAAUGGCUGUACACACUUAUUGGCUCAAAGUUUCGCCUGGUGGUAAAGACAGCACUGAAGCUGCUGCUGGUCUUUGUGGAGUACACAGAAUCCAACGCACCGCUUUUGAUCCAGGCAGUAUCGACCGUGGAUGAAAAGAGAGGAGCCAAGCCAUGGUCCAACAUCAUGGAGAUACUGGAGGAGAAGGAUGGGGUUGAUACGGAACUACUGGUUUAUGCGAUGACCUUGGUUAACAAGACGCUGUCAGGAUUGCCAGAUCAAGACUCUUUCUACGAUGUGGUGGACUGUCUGGAAGAGCUAGGCAUUGAAGCUAUUUCACAGAGACACUUGAACAAGAAAGGAACAGACUUGGACUUAGUUGAGCAAUUUAACAUUUAUGAGGUGACACUGAGGCAUGAAGAUGGAGAUGAGAGUGCUGAGCCCCCUCCCAGCGGGCGCAAGGAUCGGAGGAGGGCCAGCCUUGGUGCUGGUGAGCGCAGGGGGCUGGAGCGCCGGCGGAGCCGCAGGCACUCGGCACAGAACGUCAAGAGCACUUUAUCGGCCCCCGCCAGCCCCUGCGGGCAGUCCAGCUUUGUGCUGAGCCACGGGCAGCGCGUGGAGGAACUCAGUGAGAGAGAGGACGAGUAUGAAGAGGAGGAGGAAGAAGAACAGCCAGUCACAGAGCCCAAUACUGAGGAUGAGGGGGAGGAAGAGGCCAAUAGGCAGGUCAAAGCCAGUGUGGUUCCAGAUGUGCAUGAGGUUGUGAAGGAAAGCUUUUCACAGUGCUCUGACUCUUCAACUGUCUCCAGUGCCAUUUCUCCAGCUGAGAGGCCUCUCACCAGCUCUAGAGCAAAGAGCUUUUCUAGCAACUCCUCUUCUGUGCCUGACUCGUGUGUCUCUCAUCAUAAUUCUGUCCUUUCAUCACCAUCUUCACCUGCAACAGCAUUGCUGAGCUCUCCCCAAAAUUCCUCAGCCUCCAUUACUCCAAAGGCAUCUCCAACAGUGGAGAAAUUACCUUAUGUACCACACACUCCUUUUCACCUCUUCUCCUAUGACUUUGAAGACUCUCCAGCAUCUGUGAAAGAGAAGGAAACAGAAAUGAUGAGGGAAAACAGAUACAAUAGCUAUGGCAGCAGCUCUUACUCUUCUCCACGACCUUACGCUGGUGUGAGUGCCCCUACAACACCUACUACUCGUUAUGGGACAACUCUGUCACCACCUCAGGAGACCAAAUCUGACAGGCCAGCUUUGGGUGGUCUCCUUACAUCAUCUUUUCGGCAGCACCAGGAGUCCUUGGCAGCAGAAAGAGAAAGACGGCGUCAGGAGAGAGAAGAAAGGUUGCAAAGGAUAGAACGUGAAGAAAGAAACAAAUUCAAAUACAAAUACUUGGAAAAGUUGGCAGCAGAGGAGUAUGAGAAGGAGCUGAAGAGUCGGACUGUCAGCCGAGGCAGAAGUGAGCUGUCCUUGAACCUGAGAUCUCCUUCAGCUCCAUCCUCACCUGUACCCAAGUGCAUCAGCCCAGCAUCCACAGAGUCCCAGGAAGAGCUGAAGACCCCUUCCAUCCCAUGUGGAACUCCUCAGCCCUCAGAAGUGAGUGCCAGUGAACCCGAACCAGAGACAGAGACAGAACCAGAACCAGAGCAGGAGGCUGAGGCUGAGGCCAAGCAGGGAACGGAGACACCCAAGGAAAUAGAGGCUACAGAGGUGGGACCAGAGAGUGAGGUGGAGCAAGGAUCAGAGAGAGAGCCAGAAGAAAGUGCAAUACUCAGUGAAAAGGAGAGGCAGAAUGAGGAAGUGAAUGAAAAAGACAACUGUUCUGCAUCCAGUAUAUCCUCAGCAAGCAGCACUUUAGAGAGGGAAGAAAGAGAGGACAAGUUAACCAGUGACAAUGAAACUGGUCCAUGGUCACAGACUAUUCAGGAUGCUGGUGUGAAUGAGCAGUGCAGCAACAUCCUCAACAACAAGAGGUUUAUGCUGGACAUGUUGUAUGCGCAUAACAAAAAGCCCAAAGAUGAAGAGGAGAAGGAGCUGGAGGCGAAGGAGGAAAAGAAGGAGACGGAGGAAAGCGAAGAGUCACUCACUAGCCUAGCCAGCAGGAUCUCUAUUCUUCAGGCCACAAAGCAGGCCAAAGAUGAAAAUGUCAAAAAGAUGGAGAUUGGAAAUCUGGACAACCAAGGCAGUGUGAAAGCCUUUGCAGAAAAAUUUAACAGUGGUGAGCUGGCUAAGGGGAUAGCAGUGCCUGAAGAUGAAAUCAGUGAACAGGUCCCCGAGAAAACACCAGCACAGACAAAGAAGGAAUCUGAUUACAUCUGGGAUCAGCUCAUGGCUAAUCCUCGAGAACUUAAAAUCAAAGACAUGGAUUUUACAGACUUGGGGGAGGAGGAUGAUGUAGAUGUGUUGGACAUGGAUAUGGGUCCUGGGGACUCCCUUGCUCCCCCUCCUCCACCUCCACCUUCUUUUCUGGGUUUGCCUCCUCCACCACCUCCCCCCUUGUUUGGAUGUCCACCUCCACCGCCGCCCUCUGCUAAUUUAUUGGCUCCUCCUCCACUGUUCAGCACUCCUCAGGGUUUAGGGUCACCCCAGGUUUCUAGGGGUCAGCCAGCAUUUAUAAAGAAGAAGAAAACCAUCCGUCUGUUUUGGAAUGAGGUACGGCCAUUUGAGUGGCAGUGUAAAAACAACAAACGCUGCAGAGAAUUCCUGUGGUCGAAACUGGAACCCAUUAAGGUGGACACUUCCAAACUGGAGCAUCUCUUUGAGUCUAAAUCCAAGGAACUGCCUGUCACAAAGAAAACUGCUGCAGAUGGGAAGCGACAGGAGAUCAUUGUGUUGGACUCAAAGCGAAGCAAUGCCAUUAAUAUUGGCUUGACUGUCUUGCCCCCUCCCCGCACCAUCAAGACUGCUAUUUUGAACUUCGAUGAAUAUGCCUUAAACAAGGAAGGAAUAGAGAAAAUCCUGACCAUGAUCCCCACCGAGGAGGAAAAGCAGAAGAUCCAGGAGGCACAGCUGGCGAAUCCCGAUGUCCCCCUGGGCAGCGCUGAGCAGUUCCUUCUCACCCUCUCCUCCAUCAGCGAACUCUCCGCCAGGCUCCAGCUCUGGGCUUUCAAGAUGGACUACGAGAUAGUGGAAAAGGAAGUUGCAGAACCACUGCUAGACCUGAAGGAGGGAAUGGACCAACUGGAGCACAAUAAAACUUUGGGAUUUAUCCUUUCUACUCUGCUAGCCAUUGGGAACUUUCUGAAUGGAACCAAUGCCAAAGCUUUUGAGUUGAGCUACCUCGAGAAGGUUCCAGAAGUCAAGGACACAGUGCACAAACAGUCCCUCCUGCACCACGUCUGCACUAUGGUGGUAGAAAAGUUCCCAGACAGCACUGAUCUUUAUUCAGAGAUCGGGGCCAUCACUAGGUCAGCCAAGGUUGACUUUGAACAACUCCAGGAAAACUUGUGUCAGAUGGAAAGACGGUGCAAAGCAUCAUGGGAUCACCUUAAGGCUAUAGCAAAGCAUGAAAUGAAGCCAAGUCUAAAGCAAAAAAUGUCUGAGUUCCUUAAAGACUGUGCAGAAAGAAUCAUAAUCCUGAAGAUUGUCCAUAGAAGAAUAAUUAACAGGUUUCACUCAUUUUUGUUAUUUAUGGGCCAUCCUCCCUACGCAAUACGUGAAGUCAACAUCAAUAAGUUCUGCAAGAUUAUUAGUGAAUUUGCUCUGGAAUACCGCACCACUAGGGAACGAGUUCUGCAGCAAAAACAGAAACGAGCUAACCACAGGGAAAGAAACAAGACCAGAGGGAAAAUGAUAACAGAUUCCGGCAAGUUCUCCAGCAGCUCCCCGCCCUGCCAGAGCCAGCCCCAGGGCCUGCAGUACGCCGAGGAUGCUGCCGAGCACGAGAACAUGAAGGCUGUGCUGAAGACCUGCUCCGUGGGGGGGGACAGCACCAUGGCACUCGGUGUCCGCACUCGGAGCCGGGCCAGCCGAGGCCGUAUUGGUUCGUGGAAUGCUGGCAACGACGAUUCACCAAACGCAACAGAUGACGCCGCGGAUGAGAUCAUGGACCGCAUCGUCAAGUCUGCCACCCAAGUGCCAAGCCAGCGAGCGGUGCCUAGGGAGAGGAAGCGGUCACGAGCAAAUAGGAAGUCAUUGAGAAGGACACUAAAGAGUGGGCUAACACCAGAAGAAGCCAAAGCACUGGGCCUCAUCAGCACUUCUGAGAUGCAGGUUUGACACCCCAGAGGUGGCAACAAGAAGAGCCGACCAUCUGAAGCACACAGGCUGACAACCCUUCAGCGUGGCAUUGAACUGCCAGCCUCCUCUGCUGCUCCCAACAUCCUAUCCCCUGUUAGUUCAAUUUUAAUAAGCAACAAAAAGCAAAACCCCACAUCCAGGGCAGAAGAAGGGUGUGCCACAGCUCAGCAUGACAUCCAGACAGUAACAGAGGAUGCAUUUGAGUGUUCUUAAGUGAAAGCACAUGGCUUCUUCUUCUCAUGGUGUGUUGAUGUGGGUAGGAGGGGGCUCUCUAGUUUAUCUGUCAUUAUGUGAGCUGUGUUUACCUUGGCUUUCCUUGUGCCCUGUUUUAGUCAUUGUAAAUGUGUGGCAUUUUGUCAAUGCAAGGAACAGUCCUUAAAGAGGCAAAAUAACUCCUGUUACAGCAACCCAAAUUUUCCUCAAGCAGAUUCAUUAAGCAAAAAUGUACAGUCUGUGCAACCCUGUGGUUUGUUGGGUAUUUUAUUAUUUUGCCUCCAAAGAAUGUAAAAAUGUAUGUGUACCUUUGUAUAUGUACAGAAUGAAUGUGUGGACAUGUGUGCAUGUAUCUGUACAUAUGCAGUCAUGGUGUGAAAUCAUGCUUUUGCUGAAGCCAGCUGGACCAUGAUUUUCACUGUGGGGCCUUACUGUUCCACCUGGACAGGAGGAAAAGAAUGUCUUUUUUGCAGGAACUCAGUGUUGUUCAGUGUGAUUCACCCUGUGGGGCAGGCCGUGGCCUGCAAUACAAGUGGAGAGUUUAGGAUUCUGAAUUCAUGUGCAUUAAUGCACACACAUCCUGUGCACAGCAGCAUGCACACAGAGGAGAGAACACAGUUCCUCCCUCUUGUUGAGCUAUGGUUUUACUCUGCAUUUGUACAGUUUCAGAGAGAUCUACGUCAACAAUUUUACGUACUCGAUAAAUGCAUUUGGAUGCUAAGAUCAAGAAGUUUUGUUUCAAUUGCCUGUGCCCUUCAUGCUGCUUUUCUCUGCUGCAAGAUAAUGUGGUGGUGAUUUUAUUUCAGUUUAAUGAAUCUGAAUAUGAAAUAGCUCUGCUAAAAAGCCUGCUGUGUUUUUGCUGUUCUUUACUGGUUUUUUGUGAUUAUCCUUGAUACCAGUGGAGUGGGUACCACAGUAAACAACUCCAAGAUAUUUGCCCUUAUCUCACAGUUUUAUAACUGACUUUUAUAACUGCCCUCAGCAUGUUUGAAGAACUUUUAGUCAACUCACCUGCCUUUAAGUGGAGGACAUAUACAGCAGUGAAGAUGAAUUGAACAGUCACCCUAGCCAGUGCUGAAGUAUUUUAAAGAGAACUGCAAACAACAAUAACAUAAAGAGAACUCUUUAAGCCAAAGUCUGUAUAUGUCCAAUAGAUCCUCAAGGAUGCACAAGAUUGUCUCUUUCCAUUGCCUUAGCCUCUAAGAUUAAGGGUAUGUCUGCACAGCAGUAACAACUGAGACUUUCUUCAAGCUGGUUAACUGAGGAACUGCAGCAGUUUAGUAAUGGUAACAGGGUUCCAUUUUGGCUGCAAAACACACUUGGAAAAUAGAGUUAAAUAAUAGUCUAUGCUGGGGUCCUAACGCCAUAGCAAUGUUGCUUCUGGCACCCAGGCUAGGUCAGGUACUUCAAGUUAUUCUACUCUGCUCUCUUUAAGGACAGGAUAAUCACUGAAGAUUGUUCAAGAGAGUUGAACCAAACACAAUAAACUUCUGAAACCAUGGUCAUCCAUCACAUGCAUUGAGCACAGCAUCCAAGUGAUGACAGAGCCAGGGAGCUGGCAACACUGCAGUGAGACCUGUGGCUGAACAUCCUAACUGUGCUGUCCACUCUCUUGAUUGUAACAUUUCAUUCUUUAUCUGCCAAUGCCUUGGAUCUCCCAUAGAAUAAAAAGUCACUAAUGAGCAAUGGUUCUUAAGAACAGCAUUGAGUUUGAUGUGGUUUUCCCCUCAGUUUGUUAAAAAGCUGAUUUUACAAGUAGACAGAAGGCAGUAGUUGGGUAAUCAAUAUAAUAUGUUGUAUAUUUGAAGGCUGUGGAAAGGAAGAAGCUGGUUAGGAAACAGAAGGGGAAUAUAACUAAUUUCACUGAAAUGCUCACCUAUGAGCAUCUGGAUUUGAAAGUGAAUCUUUAUGUGCUGCUCACCACUAUGAAUUUUUAAAAUCUUGCUUAAGUUUGCUUAGAACAAAGAACUGAAGGUAAUGGGGGUUCGUGGAGGUGUUUGAAGUCUGAAACAAGAGGAAGACACCCUGAAUGUAAAUGGUCAUGUUGAACUGCGCUACUUGCUAAGUGAUAAAAAAACCAAAAACACAACAAAGUACAUUUAUGCUGCCAGAGAUCCUAUAUUUGAUUAGAGGGAGAAAAUCAAACAAUUCUUUAAAAAUUAAUAUUUUAAUUAAAAUAUGCUGAAUGUGCAAAAUUGGUGACCACUUGGCUGUUAGUGGCCACUUCCUAACAGGGAACAAAUUUGUGUUUCAUUUAAGCAUAGUACAGCGUCUGUCUCUGAAACAUACCAUAGCUGGUGAAUUUGGGCAUAUGUAUUUUCCAAAUGAUGCAAAAAUUUUGCAAAACUUUAUAUGCUCCUUAUCAAGGAGAACAUUAAAUAUGGGGAAUAAUAUAAGUUGGAGUAAGUUCAGUGGAAAAAAAAAGGUAGUUUCUUUCAGAUUCUCUGGAUCUUACAUUGAAGCAGGUUCUUCCUUUUCUGUUCUUCCAUGGCAUUUGUUUUUCUGUUUGUGCUCUUUAGCUAUAAAACUGAUAGCAACUUUUCUGAGGAAUAACUUGGUCUUGUUUAUGCAGUAGUAUACUGUCAGAUAAAUUCCACUGUCCUCACCAUUUAUUGCAAUAAGAUCAUCAGACACAGUAUAGCACAGUAACUACAGGAGAAAUUUCCAUUUUGGUUCCUGAUAAAAAUGACCAACUAAUCUGUAAGGGGGCAGUAUUUCCUCCAGAGUGCCAGCAUGCCCGGACUGUGGGAAUAACAUUUGUUCCCCUUCAUCUAACUAGUGGAUUCCAGAUGAAGUGGAGGAAUUCAUUAUAUCUGUGUGCUGCUCUCUGUCUAGUGAGGUUAUAACCUUCCAGUUUUGAGCUGCUGCCUGCCCUUCCAUCAUUGGGAGAGCCCACCAUAAGGAUGUAACACUUGUUUUAAGACAAGUUUUGUGUGAGAUAUGGACUGGUUUCUGGCAUUGGAUACACAAUGUAGUAACACAUGUUCCCAUUUCUCACUCAGAGAUCCAUGGAGGCUGUUUUUAAAUACUUGCAGCCAUAAGAACUACCUCUCUUCCCUUUCCGAUAGAUACAGUCAGCUGCAAAUGCAGUGCCCAGAGCACUGUGUCUGUUUGACUGCCACCAUAAUACCUUCCUGAUCUGGAUGCUGAGGUAAACUUCAACACAUGAAAUAACCUCCAAAGGGAAGCUAUCCUAAUUUUCUUUCAUCUCACUUGAUGUUUGAAAGCAGACUGCAUGCAAAUACUUUCUACAAUCUCACUCCCAAGUGGAGAUAAUGCUCAGCAGCAGUUGCGGUGAAGAAACCCCCAGGGAAUGCUUGGGUGCCACACUCGAGAGUAAAAGAUCCCUCACAAAAGUUAAAUUCACCACUCUUCAUUUUUCAGUCAGGCCAGGGACCAGUCUCAUGGAUUCCAGAUGUUUUAUAGCCUCUUGGCUGCUAUGUAUGACCUUUCUGUUUGAUAGCUCCUUGUCCAUAAUCCAAAAUCAACAACAAAAAAAAAAGAUGGUUUAAUGAGGGUCUUUCUUUCUCCCUUAAAUACUGGAAGCAGCUUCAAACAUGGUUUAAAAAAUACAUUUCUUUUUCUCUUUUGAAACCCUUUUUUAGUGAAUCUUUGCAGUGGUUGAUUCUGUCAGCAAAAUAACACAUCAGUUUUGUAGACAGACAAGACUUUGGCUUUAGCAUAAUAGAUAAUCACAAGUGAAUAUCAAGCUAUGAGUUAUUGUCCCAGUUUAACAGAAAGUUUGAGUCAGUCAUGAUGUGAGUGAACAACAAGGGCCUGCUGUAAGGUUCUGCAGGACAGCACCUUAAAUCCCUGGUGCGCUGUCCUCUAAAUGUACCCUGGCCAACACUAAAAGCGAUUGAGAAAUUACAUUUGAGGACUUCAACAACCACCACAACCCUGAGGGGUACAACGCCAUUGUAGGUGCAGCAGAUUGUUCCUUUUCUCAGGAAAGGUGCUGCAGCAGCCUCCCUGGGGAUGUAACCACAGCAAGUGGCUGUCCAAAAUGGUUUGGAAACCUUGUGGCUGAUGGCAGUAGUCUGUGUUCAGGUUCACUGUGCAACUGUGGUUAUUGCAAUGCUUUGAUUUCACAGAGAUUAAAUGGGAACAAAGUGCCAGCCCACCAGUUUUACAUCCUUCAUCUUUCCACUGCAGCUCAUGGACAGGCACACGCACUGUCUGCCUCUAUUCAAAAGAUGCAUGAGGACAUGGUGUUAGGCAGAAGCAGGAGCAUGUUCCUCUCUCCUUUUCACUCCUGUAGCUCACUGCACAAGUUCCAAUCCUCCCGUUACCUUCAAGGCAGGCUCAAUGUGCACUGUGGGCAGCCUGACCCUGGGACGCAGACAGAUGGUGGCUCUGUGCCUGCAGCAGCAGGACGCAAGAAACACUUGUGUAAGCUGGAAGGGAUACAGAUGUUGAUGUUCAUCUGGAGGAAAAACUGCCAGGUACUUACAGGCUCUGAAAGAAAAUAAACUGAAGUGGUUUUGAAUGAGGAAAUGUUUGGUUGUAGGCAACCAUUGAAAACCAUUCACAAACAUUUGAGCAGCAUGUACAGCCCACCUUCCUUUGCUUCAACUGGGGCAGCAUCUGGGUCAUUUGGCAUUUCAGAUGUGACCCCAAGAAGAUUUUGGCAAGCAGUUUAAUAGUUAUAUAGAAAGAAGUUUCAGAGAUGUAUAGUUUGAUGUUUAUGCCAAAAAAAAAAAAUCUAAUUAGUCCAUUUCACAUUGAGUGGCAGAUAGAGAUAUAUUUUGUUUAAUCACAAUCUAAUACAGAGGCUUCUGUGAAAGAAAAGGUUUAUUUGUAGCAUUGGAUGCAUUUCUCCUUUUUAAAGACUGUCUUUGCGCAUAUAGUGUCCUUUUUUGUGAGCUGGGAAUUGUAAAAAAAUGUAAAGUAGAAGAGGACGUGUUUCUUAGACAAAGGAGAAAUACUGUAAAAUUGUGUAAAUGUCACUACUCAUGUUUUUCCAUGUUCUGUGUAGCAUAGUGUAAAAUAGGCUCUCCAGCAGUGUUAUUCUGUGAAUUGUAAUUUAAAAAACAAGCCAUGCAUGGUCAGAGAUAUUAUCUACAGGUCCUUUUGGUUGAGUUUUUGGUUUUGUUUGUUAUUUUCUCAUUUUAGGUGAAUUCAUUCUAUGUUAAAUUUAAUUGUCCAUGAAAAUGCAUUUUUGUUUCUGUCCUAUUUCAUAAAGAACUUGAAUUACCCUUUUAAGAUUUUAUUACACACGAAGCUCACCUACCAUUUGUAUUGAUCCUUCAGAAGCUGUGUCACGUUUAGUAUAAACUAGGGAGGAUUUUAUUUUUAUCUGCCUCUUCUCCCCCCACUCUUCCCACUUUACUGUCUGGAAAGAUCCAAUCACCCUAUAUUUUUUUCUGUGCCAUGCAGGAUCAAUAUGGAAAACUGACCACAGACCAGUGUCCAAAAGUUCUUGAUAUAAGUAGUUAAAAAGCUCACCUCUGCAGCGUUAUGUAAACACAUCUUGCAAUAAAGCUUUAUAAAGCACUGACA
Messenger RNA from Vidua chalybeata, 10811 nucleotides. RefSeq names its product formin homology 2 domain containing 3 (gene FHOD3). Gene Ontology annotation, biological process: sarcomere organization; cortical actin cytoskeleton organization; cardiac myofibril assembly. Gene Ontology annotation, cellular component: cytoskeleton; cytoplasm. Bases 309 to 5075 code for a protein of 1588 amino acids. Gene Ontology annotation, molecular function: actin filament binding. The record is from RefSeq and is a predicted model, not a curated record. The transcript has 26 exons. NCBI's taxonomy places the organism in Eukaryota, Metazoa, Chordata, Aves, Passeriformes, Viduidae.